Amphibalanus amphitrite is the source of this 2022-nucleotide messenger RNA. RefSeq names its product dynein regulatory complex subunit 5-like. The record is from RefSeq and is a predicted model, not a curated record. The transcript has a single exon. Gene Ontology annotation, molecular function: protein binding. Bases 147 to 1736 code for a protein of 529 amino acids. NCBI's taxonomy places the organism in Eukaryota, Metazoa, Arthropoda, Thecostraca, Balanomorpha, Balanidae.
UUGGUUUCCAUGUCCAUUUCUACGUGAGCAGUCUUUGUGUAUGCAUUCAUGGGUGCAGAAAACUAGUUUUUAAGUGCAGCACAAAUUAAGUUUACGCCAUACAAGUGGAUUAAGUGCUUCCAUUGAUUACAGGAAGUUGUGAAGCCAUGGCGAGCCAAGGUUUGUUUCCUCCUAACUCUAAGAAAAAGCAAAUACUUCUUGAACGAUGCAUGCGUUCUGAAGAUGAAAAAUGGGACAAAAAUUUGAUACCGACCCUUCGGAUGAAAUGUUUGCAAGUACUUGCAAAUAACUUUGCCGAAAAUCCGAUCAUUGAUGAACUGAAUGAUAAAGACCGUGAAGUGGUUCUGGAAAUGUUGCCGACCACUCUCCCCCUUGCCGUUCAAGCGAAAUACAUACCGGAAGAAGCGUAUUGGAUGCGUUGUUGUAAGGCUGCUGGAGAAGUAAUCGACAUAAAGAAGUAUGAGAAUAGUUGGCGCCGGGCAUUCAUCGAACGGCAUGUGCAAAAAUGCAUUCAACGAUUUCAUCCCAGUACCGAUGACCUGGAUGAGCUCAUGGAGCAGCUGAAGAUCUGUCAGCCGUUUGUGAAGUUACUAAAAAUAGAGCAGCUCUGGCAGAAGAACAAAGUGAAUCCGGUUCACUUGUACUAUCACAAUGCCGAUGAGGAUGAGGAAGACUCUGAAAAUCCAUUAAUGCCACCUGAAGAUUGUCAGUGUUUGCAAUUCACUUCGGUGCUAUCCGUUUUGACCAAUGUUACGGAACUUGACCUUUCCUACAGUGCGAAGGAAUGUGGUCACAACUUUGCCUGGAAUCUGUUCCAAAUUACAGAGAAGGACUGUGAAGACCUGGGAAAGGCUUUGAAGGAUAAACCGCAGCUGACCAUUUUUCGCCUUCGUCGAUCACUUGUUGAUGAUCCAAGGGCACUGACUCUCCUUUUCGCUCUAGAGGGCCAUCAAAACUUGAAAAUUCUGGAUCUUUCUCACAACAAAAUUGAAAACUUAGGUGCAAAGGCCAUAUCAAAACUAAUUAAAUCAUUACCGGCGCUUGAAACCUUUGACAUUAUGAAUAACAAAAUCGGUCCCGAGGGCGCCGAAUGUCUAGCACACAGCAUAUCCAGCCACCAGACGCUGAAGACGUUCAACAUCAGCAUGAACAAGCUGUCUGACGGUGGCGGCGUGGUGCUCUGCCGGGCGCUGUGUCAGAACACCGUCCUGCAGACGGUCACCAUGUCCAUGUGCCUGUUGGGUCCGGAGACGUGCCGCGCGCUGGGCGAGAUGUUCACCCUCAACACCAGCCUGCAGUCGCUGAACCUGACCAACAACCAGCUGGGCGAGGAGGGCGGCGAGGCGCUGCUGGCCGGCCUGCUGGAGAACAGUGUCCUGCUCACGUUGGACGUGCGCAUGUGCCAGCUGGGCGAGCGGCUCGAGUACGAGAUCAGCCGCCAGCUGAAGCACAACAAACACCUGGACGAGCCCAACUACGUUCUGCCGCGGCCCUACUCGUCGUUUGUGCGCGCCGAGGGAGCGCGCUCCACUGAGGUGAGCCCGCGCGGCGACCGAUCGCGCACCUCCGGCGGCGACCUGACCGCGCGCUCCCGCGGCUCGGUGACCUCCCGGACUUCAGCCACGCGCAAAUCGAGCGCCCUCUCCACGCGCAGUGCCGCCUCCCGGAAGAGCGUCCGCUCGCUCAAACAGGCCGUCUCAAAGGUCACCAGUAAAAUCAGCGAAACGGCGAAAUGAUCGAACCGACACGAAGGCGCGUACGUCCUUAGUGUAUUGUGCCUGUAAUCACCGUUCUGUGAUUUAUAAGUGCUUGAAUCCGGUGAUAUCCAUUAUGUGAUAAAGGGUCGUGUAAAAUCUCUUUGGUUACCUCAGUUAUUCAGCUAUUAUCCUCAGUUAUUAUCUCACUACUGUUGUCAUUUUCAAUCGUUUUGUUUGCGCUCCACACUUAUUUGUGUUAACAUCAUUUUCUUAUUCGAUUUGGACAAAGGAUCCGUUGACGAUGAAUAAAUGAUAACAUUUUGUA